This is a messenger RNA of Dacryopinax primogenitus, 1647 nucleotides long. RefSeq names its product MFS general substrate transporter. Gene Ontology annotation, biological process: basic amino acid transport; transmembrane transport. The record is from RefSeq and is a predicted model, not a curated record. The coding region runs from base 1 to 1647 and encodes 548 amino acids. Gene Ontology annotation, cellular component: fungal-type vacuole membrane. Gene Ontology annotation, molecular function: basic amino acid transmembrane transporter activity; acyltransferase activity, transferring groups other than amino-acyl groups. Lineage: Eukaryota; Fungi; Basidiomycota; Dacrymycetes; Dacrymycetales; Dacrymycetaceae. The transcript is spliced from 9 exons.
AUGUCCUAUCACCUGCUGCCUGCUUCCCCUAGGGAAUCUGGCGACUCCGACUCAUCCCUCGACGAGGACCUGCCGGUGAAAGAGGACACCAAUGGGCCUGAAACACUGUCGACCGUCCAAGUUCGUCUGAUCUUGGUCCAACUGUACACAAUCGUCAUCUUCUACGGUAUGGACUCAACGAUAGUAGCAACCCUCGCUACGCCGAUAUCCAGUGCCUUUGGCGAGCUACAUCGUGCUGCGUGGCUGAACAACGCCUACCUGCUGACGGUCGCGUGCUGUGCUCCACUCUAUGGUAGACUAUCGGAUAUCAUCGGCCGACGGAAAGCGCUAGGUAUCGGCUUGGCCGUUUUCAUUCUUGGCAACGCCCUUUGCGGCGCAGCGGGGAAUAUGAACGUUCUUAUUUUGGCCCGACUUUUGCAGGGGGCGGGGGGCGGCGGGGCGGGACUGGUCGCCACUAUCGUCAUAUCGGAUAUCACGCCGCUGAGGGAUAGGGGGUUGCUGAAGGGUGUGAGUGCUGUGUGCUGGGCGAGUGGCCAAGGGCUAGGAGGUGUCUUCGGGGGGUUGAUCGCCGAUGCUGUAGGAUGGAGAUGGGCCUUCCUAUUCCAAUUGCCUGUCCUUCUGUCGAUAUUCUGCGGACUGAUGAACAUGAUAUCUUAUGAUCUGGGAUAUCAACGUCCUGCCGAUGCGUCGCUGAGACGGAGAUUGGACUGGAACGGCUCCGUACUGUUCUUCAUUGGUAUCGGGUCCUUAGUGUUCUCCAUAGCAUAUAAGACAAACGAAGACCUGUCGUGGUCCCACCCGCUAGUAGCGCUCACGCUUCUCCUCUCCAUCCUAGCCAGCGGGCUGUUCGUCUACAUAGAGCUGCAGACGGACGAGCCGGUACUAGACCUGCGCCUGCUUGGUAACCCCAGCCUGGCAUGUAUCGGGGGCACGUCCUUCCUCUCGAGCGCAGCGACUGUCUCCGUGGGGUUGUACUUCCCUAUGCUGCUCCAGAUUGUUAGAGGGAACAGUGCGAGCAGCGCAGGGAUGCAUCUUGUUCCGAACACGAUUUCCACUGCCUGUGGGGGGAUCGUCUCCGGCCUAUACAUCCGCAAGACGGGGAGAUACUACAAGCUCAUCCUCUUCCUCGCCUUUCUCCAGCUGCUCGCCUGCUUAUCCCUAGCAUCUCUCAACAGGACCACGUGGGAACCUGCGACAUGGCUCGUCCUCCUCCCCCUCGGAUUCAGCACAAACGGGUACAACGGGUCGACUUUCAUCGCCUUACUUAAUGCGGUCGACGCCAAGGACUUGGCCGUCGUGACGUCCAUGGCAUUCAUGUUCCGAUCCUGCGGUCAAGUACUCGGGAUGGCUUUCUCCUCCGCUGUUCAGCAAACAACCUUAUCCGUCAGCCUCGCCCACAGACUUCCAGCGUCAAUCGCCCCCCAGAUAAUGGCAGAAGUGAGGAAGAACGCCGCCUCUAUUCUCUCCCUCCCCCCGGAGCCUAGGGAUGCGUGCAUAUCCGCGUACAGUACCUCCCUGCACGUAGUUUUCCUCACCAGUGCGGGAUUGCUAGUGGGAGCAGGGGCGCUGGCCGCACUUAUUAGGGAACGGGAGAUCGAGGGUGGGCGCACUGAGAAGGGGGAGGACGAGAGAGGGGAUAAAGAUUAG